This is a messenger RNA of Lodderomyces oxycetoniae, 2061 nucleotides long. Its product is annotated as coiled-coil domain-containing protein. Bases 1 to 2061 code for a protein of 686 amino acids. Gene Ontology annotation, cellular component: mitotic spindle; kinetochore; nuclear envelope. NCBI's taxonomy places the organism in Eukaryota, Fungi, Ascomycota, Pichiomycetes, Serinales, Debaryomycetaceae. The record is from RefSeq and is a predicted model, not a curated record. Gene Ontology annotation, biological process: attachment of mitotic spindle microtubules to kinetochore; mitotic spindle assembly checkpoint signaling. The transcript has a single exon.
AUGUCUGGUAGUAUGUCGUCGCCCUUUGUGGAUAGUCCCUCACGACGGACGGGUAUUUCACAAGAGUAUGAACUUGAGAAUGCGAAAAUUGAUACGCAAUUAGAGAUUUCCAAGUUACAAUUCCAAUUAUCAUCGAUGAAGGCUGAAAAGAAGCUCUGGCAGCAAGAACGGGAUUCUAUAACUUGCAAAUAUGAGGAAACUAUCAAGGCGAAAAACAGCGAGAUAAAGAAAUUGAAGUUGAACUCGGACUUUCUUUUCAAAGAGAAUCAGCAACUUGAGUCCAAAGUUCAAAACUCAACCGAAAUCUCCAAUAGUAAAGUUGAUCAACUUGGUGAAAAAUGCCGGAAUUUGGAAUUGAAGAAUAAGGAAUUGGAGUCCAAGUAUCAGAAUUUGGUGGAUAAGAACGACAGGUUGAUACGCAAACACAAGCAAGUGUCUAUCGACUGGAACGCCCAAAUUCUGCUUAAUGACGAAUUAUCGAAAGCUUUGCAAACUAAACAAAAGACGAUUGAAACUCUUCAACAAUCGAAUCAAGACUUUGUCGACAAACUAGAACAAUACACAAAGUUUUUCCAACAAGAUGACUCUCUAAACAAAAUCAAUCAAAGUUUAAUGAGCCAAAACGAGCAUCUACAACAUACAAAUAAUCAGUUGCAAUUAAAAAUAGAUCAGUUACUACAAAACAAGACUUCAUCUCAACUACUACAGCAAAAAAACAUUAGCUUAACCAAUAAGCUUUCCGAGUUUCAAGAAAUGCGUGUUAAAUGCUGUAAAUUGGAAAUAGAAAAAGCCGAGCUUGAAGCAAAAUAUAACGAGCAUUUCAAUACUUUGGCUGCAGCAAUUGUUGAUAACGACGCAAACCAAGCCUCUACUCAGGAUGAAGACAUUACCAAAUCAAUAAAAGUACAAAAGUUCAUAAGCACUUUUAAGGAUCUCCAGGUUCGAAACUCAACUUUGCAAGAAAAAUACGAUUCUAAAGUCAUUGAAGUAAACGAUUUGAAGCAAGAGCUUGAAGACGUAAUCGUGGAGAUUGAAAAGGAGUAUUUACCAACAAUUUCCAGCUUGCAGGAAAAACUAAAAGUUUUGUCAAAUAAGGUGGUGGGUUUAGAAAGAGCAAGGAUGUUGGCGGGAAAGGAAAUAGAAAAUUUGAGAUCACUGUUGAAGGGAAUGGAAGAUCUUUACAAAUCAGAAGAACCUGACCAAGGAAACAAGCAAAUGGCUCAGUACGUUACAAAUCUCGAGAAUAUUGUAGACGAAUACAAGCGCAAAAUCGACGAAUUAGAAUCAAGAAAUCAUUCACAGUUGGAACCACUGACAGUGGCUACUACUAAUAGUAAUAGUAAUAGUAAUAAAAGACUUCAUCCUGAAGGACACUCCUUCCGAAAGACAGCAUUAGAUUUGGAAAAGGAAAAUUUUCAACUUACUUCUAACUUGAAAAAAAUUGAGUUGGAGAACAAGCACUUGAAAGAAUUGGUGUCAUCGAAACAAAACAUUGAUGCAAAACGGGAGCAAAUGAAGAUUUUGGAACUAAAAAAUAAUUUACUUGCAAAGGACCAAUUCGUUAAACAAGAAACACUUGAUGCUCUACGCAAAGAAAAUGAAAGUUUGAUCAGUGAGUAUAUUUCGAAAAAGUCAAACAACGAGCUCAUUCCAAAGGCCCUCUUUGAAAGGCAAGAAGAUGAUAAAUCCAACCUUCAACGAAAAAUUGACGAAUUGGCAAAGAGAUUACAAAGAUUGAGAGAAAUGUACGCGUCAAAGUCUAGGGAUAUUCUUGUAGUUAUCUCAAAGUACUUUGGUUAUUCGCUUGAAUUCCUACCAAGCACCUUAAAUCCAAACGAGCUAUCAUCCAGGUUAAAGUUGGUUUCCAAAUAUAUGCCUAAGGAAAAAAAUUCUUAUCUUAUUAUAGACAUUGAUAAUAAGUCUUUGAAAGCAUAUGGAGAUUACGAGUUUAAGGUUCUAUGUGAAGAGGCUGCUAACCAAUGGGUUUCAAAAGGUCAGUUCCCAUGUCUACUAAGUUCAUUAAAUUUAAAAUUAUACAGCAUAAACACUCAAAAUAAAUAG